GCCCCUCCCCUCCAAAAUGGUGUCAUUCCGUCAGCUGCAGGUGGAUCCAGUGGCAGUGCUCCUCUUCUCAAUCACGCCCGCCUGCUAAUCAGAGGUGGAUCCAUGGAAAGUAACACAGCCUUGCAAAAUGACAUCUCCCCCCUCCAGAACAUUGUUCUUCCAUCAACCGAAGAUGGAUCCAUUGAGGAUAGGAUAAUUUUUCAACAUGGCGUUCCUUCUCUUUGCGAUCCUGUCCUUUUGCCAACCAUAGACCAAGGUAUGAAUAGUCAGAUAUCUCCCCUUCCGAUAGAUGGAGAAUUGGCUAUGUUGGACGAAGGAAGCAAGACCCUUUGCGCAGAAAGGAAUUCUUUCAGCUAUAAUUUAAGCAUCAAUUCCCAUUCUCCCCCACUCUACUGUGACCCUGAAUCGGAUGAAAGUGCACUGCCGCAAGAGAAGUGUCCAGAGACAACCAAGAUGGCCAACGAGGCUGACAUCACUUCUGCUGUGUCUCUUGAUGGAGAACGCCUUGGGGCCUGUAGGAUGCAUUUGCCCCUUAAUGAAGAAAUGCCACCCACGAGUCAAAAUGGCAGCAAUAAUAAUGAGAUCGGUGGCCUUGAAAGCAGGACAAAGAAUAUGGUGGAAGCAUUGAGGCCUAGUGUACCAUACAUAGAUGAUCUCUGCUUGGUCCUUGAGACAUGUACCAUUUCAGAGGGCCUCAAAACAAUUACGGAAAGGGAUGUUGAUGAGUCCAAUGAAAUUAUUCAGAUUUCAGUCCAUAAACCUGAUGAAACCCAACAUUUUAUCCCAGAAGAACGACAAAUAGAUGAUAGGACUCAAACUUCGUUCCUCAAUCCUGAAGAAACUCAAACGUCGCCCGAUGGAGACUCCUCUCUGAAAAAAAGACCUGAUCCUUCAGAGCCUUCAAUGGAGCAAACUGAGUUGCUGACCUCUGCAUUUCCUGCCGACAAGGAAGAAAUCGCACAACCUUUUAAGGAGCUGGAAAAUAACCCAAAAUUUGACGAUACUAUGUCUGACGAUCCAUCUGAAAUAACGAGUUUGGCCUUACAAAAUGGACGCUCGCUUCCAGAUAUCUUGAUGUGUCCUCCUCUGAAAUGCCUCAGGGCUGUAUCUUCUUCCAAUCGAAAGAAACGGAGGAAAAUACUAAAAACCGAGCGCCCUUUUGAUGGCUUUUCCAGAAGAAUGGAGAGCAUUAGAAACAAUAAUAGAGCCCUCCAUCUACAUUGGGGGUUACCGAAAUGGCAGAAAACAUCUGCGGAAAGCUCCGGAAACAAUCAACGAUUGUUAAGCAAACCGAUUCCUUCUCAGAUUGUUCGGUCCGUUCACAGCGAUUGCCCUCUUCGAACAAUAAAGCACCCAUUUAGCUUACCGAAAAUGGCCGCAGAAGUGCCACAAACAUCUCCAUGCAAUAUGGAUCCUCCCAGAAGGACGACUAGACAGCGUAUCACCUCCUUGGUGGACAUUUUCAAGCCUAGCAAAUGCACUGAAGAGAUGAGCCUUUUGAGGAAGCUGUCUGUACUCGCCAAUACAAUUUCGCCCCCUCAGAGGUCGAAACCCGCCUUGAAUAUCCCCAGAUUCGGACGCAAAAUGAUACCAGAUCUAUUAUCAUCUGUUGUGAACGCGAACGUUCAGAAGUCCAAUUUGCAGUCAACUUUCUCGUUAUUUCCUCUUGAAUCGGCUGGCUUUUGUAUCUUGGACCUGAGGUCGAAAUUAUCCUUUGCUACGCCGUUGUUCCAGUUCAAAAUGGUGCCUGUUCCCAUACAGAAAUCGACGCCAACUUGGAAAGAAACGGCCAUGCAGCUGCCCUUUGAGUGGACAUUCUCAAUUCUCUUUUCCCAAAGUAUUACGGGGCCAAUCCUGAACUUGUCCCAUGUGAAAAAAGAUGGCGGGUGCCCUGUUGGACUCCAGACCAUUCUGGCGCUGUUCUCGCCAGGUUAUUCCCGCCUCUGGGCCAGAAAAUUGCGUUUCCCAGUUCGGCGGCUCACCUUCUUCCAGUUCACUGGGGCUUCAAAGGACCCAAACCCGCCACAGUCCAAUCUCUUUGCAUCCUUGCUCUCCACUACUUUUGACAAUGGACUCCCCGCAUGGAGACAGUUUGACCCUCCUUCCUCCGAAGUCCUACCUAUCUGUUCACCACAGGAAGCGACCUCUGUGAUUUCAACCUUUCCAUCACCAUGGAUGUGCCUCAACCUCCAGAACAGCACUACAAUGUUACCCCCAGUGACCGAAAAGUCGAUGGAACUUCCUGUUUCUCCAAAGAGUAAUAUCAGUUUGAGGACCCCUGCUGUAGAGUUUUGUUAUGAGACUUUUCCUGUUGCGGUCUUUCCCCUUCCCAGGUGGGAGCCUUCCUUUUCUGCCUCAAUGCCGACCUGCCUGUCGACCCCAGAACCACCUUGGUCCUGCCUUCCGGCCCCGACGUUUUCUGUCUGUAAUUCAUUGGAGGAACUGGAGGUCCCUGUCCCUACUCCCCCUCAGACCACCGAACCAGAGAAGAAGAAGCCAAAGAAGGUCUCACAGAUCCGGAUCCGGAAAGCGAUCCCGAAGCCAGAUCCCAACCUGACCCCGAUGGGCCUCCCAAGACCCAAAAGGUUACAGAAGACCGAGUUCAGCUUGGAGGAGAUCUACACCAACAAGAACUACAAAUCGCCUCCAGCCACAAGGUCCCUGGAGACCAUCUUUGAGGAGCCAAAGGAGCGUCGCGGGGGGGCCUGGGUGUGGGUGAGCCACCAGAAGCGGAGGCGUGUGCUGGAAUUCCCGGACUUCACACUCCCCAGGAAGCGCCGGCUACGAGGGAGGCUCCACCCUGCCAGCCAGGGUUUCACUCGGGCCCAGAAGGCUGCUCUGGGCGGGCGGGAGCUGGACGCCCUCCUCCUCCAGAGGCUGACCGACCUCGAGGCCUUCUGCGCCCAGCAAGAUGACACAGAAAGCUGAGGCUGGAUCACAGCCCUACAAUGUUCCUCUGCAUUGCGCCCUUGUCUCCUUCCCAAAUCUGAUCAGCGAGUCUUAUCCAGACGAGGCAUCUUCCUCUUGGAUGAGGGUUGCCGAUUGGCCUUUCAAGGUGGACUCUGAUCCAAAGGAGAGCCAGCGAUUGGUUUUUCAGUUUAGCCGCCAUCUUCAUCCUCAUUAUGAAUUCCUUCCUUCCAUGGAAGUCUUCCAUAUUGGCCACUCAUCAUCUGCAGUGGUUAAUUACUUACUUCUACUGUCAAUGGAAGAACUCCUAUUUCUGAAUGUCCUCCAUAUUGGCCACUCGUCCUUCUGAUAGUGUGGGGAGCAUUGCACCAGGGGAUCAAGGAAAUGCCUAGAGAGGACUAAUUUAGGCAGUUGAAACUUGGGGUGACUAUAGAAAGGAAGGACCUCCUGUGCAGGAAGUGACCAGAUCGUUUUGACGAGGGAAUCCAAGCAAGGUCAUUUACUCUUAUAUGAGAGUUGGCGAUCGGUCUUUCAAGAUGGCUGCUGUUUUCAUCCUCAUUAGGAGAUAAGAGAUUAUUAAGUGAAUUACUUUCUUCUAUGGAAGUCCUCCACAUUGGCCCUCGCCCUACCCAAAAUCGAUUGUCAUCUUUCAAGAUGGCCACUGUCUUCAUCUUCAUUAUGAAUUUCUUCCUUCCACGUAAGUCUUCCAUAUUGGGUACUCGUCCUUCCUGAUGUUCAUUACUUCCUUCUACUAUCAAUGGAGGAUCCCCCGUUUCUAAGUGUCUUCCAUGUUAGCCACUCACCAUUCCCGAAAUGUUGACGAGUCCUAUCCAAACGAAGUCGUUUCCUCUUAGACGAGUGUCGGCAAUUGGCCUUUUAAGAUGUCCACUGUCUUCAUCUUAAUGGGAUGAUAUUGUUGAGUUUCCAAGAUGAUGUCCAUGGUGUAGCGAAUUCCUUCUUUCAGUGGCGGGUCACCUGUUUCCUUAUGUCUUCCAUAUUGAAAAUGAGCAUCGUCAAUUGUUCUUUCAAGAUGGCCGCCUCCUUCACCUUCAUUGGAUGAAAUCAUUGAGAGCUGUAAAGGCAUCAUCCGUGGUGAAGUGAAGUACCUUCUUCAUCCAUUGUCUUUCCAAGAUGGCGUCUGGCCUAAAAGGGCGUCGUGGGUUGUCCUUUCAGGAUAGCCACGAUCUUCAUUCUGAUUGACAUUAUGAAGUGAAUUACUUCCUUCAAUGGAAGUCCUCCACUCAUCCUUCCCGAAAUCAAUCGACUCCUAGUAAUGAAUCCUGUCCAAAGAAAGUCGUGAUUCUUCCUUGUCCUUUCCAGAUGGCCGCUGUCUUCAUACUCCACGGAGAGUUAUGGCUGUGGAUAUUUUUUUAAGAUAGCCGCCGCCCACUGCAAUGUUCAUCCUUUCUGCUUCCUGUUUGCAGAGGUUUUUCUCAUUUCCUUAUGAAUGGGUCGCAUCUGGAAAAAUCCCAUUGAUUUAAAGAAGAAAAUCUGAAUAUUUUGCUCCAACAAGUCCCGCAAUUUAGUAUAUUAAUGUUGUAUUUCAUGAACUUUAUUUUUCUUCUAAUGUUUUGAGGUCUCGUUUCUUUGACAAACGAGCCUGGAAUUAGCACUUUUUUCAACUCAAUAAAUACCUCCAUUAACAAGCUCUUAUCAACCCAACAAUUAAUGAGCUGUAAUUAAUAGUAAUUACAGAAAGAAACCUUCGGCCUUAAAAAACUGAAAUUAUACACAAUUGUGCCUGAAAAUGAUAUAUAUACCAGAAAUAGAUUUUUCCCCUAUUAGUUUGUUCAAUUUCCAUUAUAUAUAUGCACACACACACACACACACAUGCUUUUUUAGGAGAUUUGUCUAGUUUAAGAUCCUUUCAGUCAUCUCGUUUUUUAUUAUUUUCGGAACCAUUAUUUUUUUUUCUUUCCUUUUUUGGGGGGGAUUAUUGUUAUUUUUUCCCCAGAAUGUUCUAUUUCUCAUUUUCCCCGCGAUACAACCCAAUCCCGUUGAUGAUUAAUUCAUCCAUAUUAUAGAUAGAGAGAGAGAGACAGAGAGCCUUUGCAUACCCUAUUUUUUUUGUCAUGAAGUUUUCCACAAUACGAUCUGCAAUCUGAUCCCAUUUAUGAUGGAUUGAUCUCUCUCUCUCUCUCUCUAUAUAUAUAUAUAGCCUUUCCACACCCCACUUUUUUCUAAUUAAGCUCCCCCCCCCCCGAAUGUUCCAAAACAUUCUAGAACGUUCUGUUUCCCAUUCUUUGCAUCCUGUUUUAAUGUGAAUGUUUUUCUUAUUUUUGGUCUUACAAUAUUUUUUGCAUUUUUUCUUUUUCAGAAUACUACGAAAUGUUCCAUUUCUUGUUUUUUUCUGAUAAUUUUAUUUUAUUACAGCUUUCUUUUUUGAGAUUAUGAACUGUUGUUCAUCAAUAAUGAGAUUUUGUUAAAUUUCUGGGUGAAGAUCUAGAGAAAAUAAAUAAACAAAAUAAAAGACUUGGUUUUUUAAGAAAUACAAUUGAAUAUAAAUUUGCACAAUUUAUUUCCCUCAUGCCAUGGAUUUUAUUUUUAAUUAAUUCUAGUAAAUAAAUAUUGGAAUAUUGAAGACUUCCUCAUUUCCUCUCCUUGUUUUCCUUGUAUUUAAAUUAUGGAAAAUAUAUUUAAAGAUAUUAAAAAUGAUUGACAUUUAAA
This is a messenger RNA of Anolis sagrei ordinatus, 5574 nucleotides long. Lineage: Eukaryota; Metazoa; Chordata; Lepidosauria; Squamata; Anolidae. The record is from RefSeq and is a predicted model, not a curated record.